ACAGAAAAAUUCGAAUCCCAACCUGUAGAUGGGGAAAAAGCACACUUUCAGUUAUUCUCGAAAUCGGAAGCGAUUAGGCAAAAAACAAAAGGCAAAAUUAAAAAUCAAAAAUCCAGUCAUUAAUUCAGCUUGGAAGUAUGGAUUAUCUGUUAAAUCAAAUUUUAACCGUUUGGGUUUAGCUUACGAUGCAAAUGAAGCACUUGGAAAUAAUUGUGAUCAGGUUUUAACAAAUGGAGAGUAUGAUGAUAAUGAUGCAGUCACAAAAAAUAUGCCGAGACAGAAAAAGACUAAUGUCGUAAAAGUUUUAGAAGAGUUAGCCAAACAUAAAAAGCAAAAACCUGUGUUUGUCUCCGGAGAUGAUCAGUUGUUUUGCAUAUACAACUUAGAGAUGUAUCCUGAGGAUGAUUUCGAAUCUAUGAGUAGAGAUCCAAAGAAUGUUUAUCAGUUGACAUCCAAACAGAUCGAACGACUAAUCAACAAAUUUAAACAAACCACUGGCUUUCAAAAGUAUCUCAAAGAUAAGCAGUCAGGAGAGCUUGCCAUCGAUGAGUUGUUUAAUGAAGAACUGAUGUAAAUUUAUUAUUUUGCUAAAAAAAAAAAUAAAAAAUAUGAAUACUA
This is a messenger RNA of Schistosoma haematobium, 618 nucleotides long. It is a transcript of the gene NOP16, whose product is annotated as Nucleolar protein 16. The record is from RefSeq and is a predicted model, not a curated record. NCBI's taxonomy places the organism in Eukaryota, Metazoa, Platyhelminthes, Trematoda, Strigeidida, Schistosomatidae. Bases 29 to 574 code for a protein of 181 amino acids. Gene Ontology annotation, cellular component: nucleolus. Gene Ontology annotation, biological process: ribosomal large subunit biogenesis. The transcript is spliced from 6 exons.